Molecule: messenger RNA, 6513 nt
Organism: Manis javanica (Malayan pangolin)
Lineage: Eukaryota; Metazoa; Chordata; Mammalia; Pholidota; Manidae
Gene: HOOK3
Product: hook microtubule tethering protein 3
Biological process (GO): cytoplasmic microtubule organization; cytoskeleton-dependent intracellular transport
Cellular component (GO): centrosome; cytoplasm
Molecular function (GO): dynein light intermediate chain binding; microtubule binding
Source: RefSeq, a predicted model, not a curated record
GCGGGAGUGGCCGGGAGCGCGCGCGGUGGGCGCGCGGUCCCGACUGAAAGAAGGAGGGGCGGCGGGGUGACUGUGCGGGAGCCGCUGGCAUCGCUAGGGCGAGAGUCGGCGGCCCGGGCCGAGAAGACGGUGCGCAAGAGGCCACAUCGGCCGCCCGGACCCUCCGACGCAGCCCCGGAGCGAGCGGCAGCGGUUCCCGGCGAGGCGAGCAGGCGCUGUCAAGCCCAGCAGGGGAAGAUGUUCAACGUGGAGUCGGUGGAGCGGGUGGAGCUGUGCGAGAGCCUUCUCACUUGGAUCCAGACAUUUAAUGUGGAUGCACCAUGCCAGACUGUGGAAGAUUUAACGAAUGGGGUUGUGAUGGCCCAGGUUCUUCAAAAGAUAGAUCCUGCAUAUUUUGACGAAAAUUGGCUAAACAGAAUAAAAACCGAAGUAGGAGAUAAUUGGAGGCUAAAGAUAAGCAACUUGAAGAAAAUUUUAAAAGGAAUCCUGGAUUAUAAUCAUGAGAUUUUAGGACAGCAGAUCAAUGACUUUACCCUUCCUGAUGUGAACCUUAUUGGGGAGCAUUCUGAUGCUGCAGAGCUUGGAAGGAUGCUUCAGCUCAUUUUGGGCUGUGCUGUGAACUGUGAACAGAAGCAAGAGUACAUCCAAGCCAUUAUGAUGAUGGAGGAAUCUGUUCAGCACGUUGUCAUGACAGCCAUUCAAGAGCUGAUGAGUAAAGAAUCUCCUGUCUCUGCUGGGAAUGAUGCCUAUGUUGACCUUGAUCGCCAGUUGAAGAAAACGUCAGAAGAACUAAAUGAAGCUUUGUCAGCAAAGGAAGAAAUUGCACAAAGAUGCCAUGAACUGGACAUGCAGGUUGCAGCAUUGCAAGAGGAGAAGAGUAGUCUGUUGGCAGAGAAUCAGGUAUUAAUGGAAAGACUUAAUCAGUCUGAUUCUAUAGAAGAUCCUAACAGCCCAGCAGGAAGAAGGCAUCUGCAGCUCCAGACUCAGUUAGAACAGCUCCAAGAAGAAACAUUCAGACUAGAAGCAGCCAAAGAUGAUUAUCGAAUACGCUGUGAAGAGUUAGAAAAGGAAAUCUCUGAGCUUCGGCAGCAGAAUGAUGAACUCACCACUUUGGCAGAUGAAGCUCAGUCUCUAAAAGAUGAAAUCGACGUGCUUAGACAUUCUUCUGAUAAGGUAUCUAAACUAGAAGGCCAAGUGGAAUCCUAUAAAAAGAAGCUAGAAGAUCUUGGUGAUUUGAGGCGGCAGGUCAAACUCUUAGAAGAGAAGAACACUAUGUACAUGCAGAACACUGUCGGUCUAGAGGAGGAGUUAAGAAAAGCCAACGCAGCUCGAAGCCAACUUGAGACAUACAAGAGACAGGUAGUAGAACUACAGAAUAGAUUAUCUGAAGAAUCCAAGAAAGCAGAUAAGUUAGAUUUUGAAUAUAAGCGGCUAAAAGAAAAAGUUGACAGUCUUCAAAAAGAAAAGGAUAGGUUAAGAACAGAAAGGGAUUCUCUGAAGGAAACCAUUGAAGAGCUUCGAUGUGUACAGGCUCAAGAAGGGCAGCUCACGACUCAAGGGUUAAUGCCUCUAGGAAGUCAGGAGUCUUCAGAUAGUCUCGCAGCAGAGAUUGUUACACCAGAAAUCAGGGAGAAACUUAUCCGUCUUCAGCAUGAGAAUAAGAUGUUAAAACUUAACCAAGAGGGUUCAGACAAUGAAAAAAUUGCCUUGUUGCAGAGUCUUCUAGAUGAUGCAAAUCUACGCAAGAAUGAACUGGAAACAGAGAAUAGGCUGGUGAAUCAGAGACUUCUGGAAGUACAGUCACAAGUUGAAGAAUUGCAAAAAUCUUUACAGGAUCAAGGCUCGAAAGCAGAAGAUUCAGUUCUUCUAAAAAAGAAGCUUGAAGAACAUCUAGAGAAGCUUCAUGAAGCCAAUAAUGAAUUGCAGAAGAAGAGAGCUAUUAUUGAAGAUCUUGAACCAAGAUUUAAUAAUAGCUCCUUAAAAAUUGAAGAAUUACAGGAAGCUUUAAGGAAGAAAGAAGAGGAAAUGAAGCAAAUGGAAGAACGAUAUAAAAAAUACUUAGAGAAAGCCAAAAGUGUUAUCCGCACUUUAGAUCCUAAACAGAAUCAAGGAGCCGCACCAGAAAUACAGGCUCUUAAAAAUCAGCUCCAGGAACGGGACCGACUGUUCCAUUCAUUAGAGAAAGAAUAUGAGAAAACGAAGAGUCAAAGAGAGAUGGAGGAGAAGUGUAUUGUUAGUGCCUGGUACAAUAUGGGAAUGAAUCUACAUAAAAAGGCGGCUGAAGACAGACUUGCCAGUACAGGGUCAGGGCAGUCAUUUCUGGCCAGGCAGAGACAAGCCACCAGCACGAGAAGGUCUUACCCCGGCCAUGUCCAGCCAGCCACAGCAAGGUAGACGGUCUUGCCAUCAGAAUAAACACACCCUGCAUUCAAAACAUACUUCUGUUACAUAUAACAUUUCAGGAAAUUCAGCCAGCUAAUUUUUUGUCUCUAUUUUAUGUUAAUAUUUAGUUGUUUCUCAGUUGAGGACUUUCUCUCCUGUAUCUAUGUUUUAGUUUCUUGGUCCUUUAUUUUGUAGUCCUUUCAGUUCCUUUUAGCGUGCCAAAAAUUUUCUAAAUGCCCAAUUAAAAGUGUUGUAUACUAGUGUAGUACUUUUCUUUGUAUGAAAAUGUCCUUUCUUCAAUGGUGUAGGCUUUGUAAUGAAUUAGAUUUUCUGCCAAUAAUUGAUACAGUUUAUAUUCUUUAUUGUGCCUCUGUGUCAUCAUGCUUUAUAAGAAUGUCUUUGUUUAAAGGGAAUUAAUCUUUUUAUGAUGUAUUAAUCUGUAUUUUUGAUUGUUUUCCAAAUGCACUUCAAGUAACUUGCAUAUUUACUAUAUAAAAUGGUUGGCAAGUGCACUUUUUGCAAAGAUGACGACGGUGGCAGAGGUACUCAUCAGGUCUCACCUAAGGCACCACGUCAAAGUAUUUAAAAGGAGAAAUGAGUUUUCACAUUCUUUUGUAGGAAAUUAAAUUUGUCCAAAGAUUUGGAAACUAUUUUUAAAACAUUAAACACAAAAUUUCAUUAUUUCCCACUAUCUUGUUUGCUGGCAGAAGUGAAUGCAUUGGUUGAGUUACUUGGGAAUUACAGAAAAAAAAAAUCAGGCAGUGCAGCAAUUUUCCAUAUUUUUUUAUAUCACAGUAACUGAAGAUCAAAUUCUAGCAAUACAGCUGACAUUUAUAGUUUCAAUUGCCUUCCACAACUCAGAGAUUUAUUUUUCAUAUACUUACAAGUCAUAGGUAGUCUUACUUUUGGGGCAGUUUCCAUGUUGAUUGCUACUCUUCUGGCUUACUUAUUCCUCAGCAAACACUCUUCUUUCUCAGUAAUUCCUUCAUAUCAGGCAUUAAGAUCAGUAAGUGACUUCUUGUAUGUGAUGUUAGUUUUUUUCUUAAUUCUGUGUGCUAGUCCAAUAAUUUGCUACUGAAUAGAUUCUCUUGAGUAUUUGGUUGACUCAAACUGCUUAAGACUUGUUGAUAGAUUGUAAACCAUGUUUAUUUACAUUAAUGAAUGGCUAAUAAUAAUUGUAAAGCACUUUGACUGCAUGAGGUGCUAUUUAAGUGCAAAAAACUCAUUUGAAAAUGAAAUGCCUCUGCCUGACUUUCCAUACUGACUGAAGUGUUUGUUCCCAAAUUAUAUUUAAGUUCCUCUCCAGCCUUUUUCUUAACACCAUGUCCUAUUUUUUUUUAAAGCAAAAAGUUACUAUAAUUAGAUUGGUUGGUUGGUUUUGGCUAUAGGUAGGUCACCUAGUAAGAUUUUAUUUCAUGUACUUGCUAUUUGGAAGUUCAGGUUUCAUUUAGUUCUGUAUAUUAAACACAAACGAGGAACUUUAAAUCAAGCUAAAUGCAAUUACGAAUUUUCAGAGACUGUUUCCAAGUGUUUGAUUUUAAAUCAUUACUACCUUUUUAAUAAGAAAAUUGACCUAAAAAUUAGUGUCAUUUGUCCUCAGAAACUGUACUUGAAGAAAGGUAAAAGAAUAUACACAGAAAAGACUCCAUGCAUUGUGCCAAUUUUUUACAUUAAGUUCAGAAGUUUGAGCGCAGUGUGAAUGCUUCUGCCUGGUAAGACUGUAGUGCGGGAAGAAUUAGUUGUGAUGGAGAGAACCACAUAGUAGAACAUGUUAUGGGGUUUCAGGAGGCUAAGCAGACCUAAUGAACAUAUGCAGUUUUGGUAGUAAGUGAGUAGACUAUUUAAGAUAGUUCUUCCCUCUACCCCAUUAUUUCACAAAUAGCAUAAAGAUUCAACUGUUUUAAAACAGGAUGUGAACGCUAACCUUGGUCAAAUUAAUACUGGAAAAUUAAACCCACAGAAUAAGAUGGAUGAAAGCAAAAGCCUGUGAACUAUUUAUUAAAUGGAUCUACCCCACCCCAUGAGAUGAGAGGUUUGACUUGCAGCUCACUGUAUACUGCCCCGGGGCUGCCCUCCUACUCUGACCCCCACCCCUACCUAGACACAUGUUUCUAGGAAUAGGAGGGGAGGGUGCCAAGCUUUUAGAGAAAGUUUUACUUCUUAGUCCUCUUCAGCAUCUGUUGCAUUCUAUUAUUUUUUGUUUACAAAAAAUAGUAACUUUUAUUCUGCUGUACCUUCUUCAAAGUUUAGAUAUAUUACUUCGAUUGCACAGAAGAAAUUACAUUUCUAAACAUUCUAUGAUUUUUUUUUUUUAAAGCAGGAAUAAAACUUCACUGUAACAGUGACAACUCUUGUUUCCCUUAACACAGCUUUGGACAGAAUUUAUACGUUUCUAUUUCUCCAGUAAUGAUUAGUAAUCUCUCAUGAGGUUAUUAUGAUGCAUAGUCUGUCCGGAAUUUAAAAUACACUGGGUGCUUUACGGAGGUGUGAAUUGUGCUGUCAUGCAUAUUCACAAGUUCCUUGUACACAGUGGUUUCCUGGAGACACAGUUCUCCAGAAAGGUGCAGCUUGUCCUGGUCUUGGUGUUAGCGUCCUUAGGCUGGGAUAAGCUGCUACCCUGGCAUCCAGAUUCUUACAAACAAGAAGCUUAUUUUCUGCUUUCCUUCUCACCAGAGAAAGAAAAUAUAAUGUAAGUAACUAAAGAAUAUUCAAGUAUAACAUUUAUGUUUCACGCUGUAUAUUUAAGAAGUUUGUAAUGGGGAAAACCAGAUAUUGUAGUUUAUCGCAUCUCAGAAGAGAAUAAAUACCACAAUUGUAAAUAUCUUAAAAGAACUUGCCACAACUCAAUCAUAUCUUUCUAUCAUUUGUCUAAUUACUUGAUAAUAACCAAGAGAAAAAAGACCCUAAAUGAAGGACUCGAGUUCCAAAAUUAAUCAAGAUUGAAUUAUUUCUACUUGAUAGCCCUAGUCUGGUAAAACUGGCUUAACAAGAAGGCUAAAUUAUAUUAAGGAUAAUAUUGUCAUCUGUAAUUUUGUUGAGGUUUAAUUGUUUUGUUCAUAUAAUGAAAAGCUCAGUUGCACAAAAUUAAACUGAAUGUUGUCCAGUCAGAAACCUAAGACUAUCUAUUUCAUUAGUUUUCACAAAGGUGUGAAAAUCUGUGCUGUGGAAAUUGGUCAGCAGUAGGUGAUAGUCAAGUGAGGAAGAUGAGUUAGGCUGAAGAAUAGGUGCAUUUCAUUUACAAGCUACUUUACUCACUGCUCCUUUUCAGAAGCAGUUUUGUAACUAAUGAUAUGAAAUAUUAAGUGUCUCUUGCACUUGGACAGGCAUUCAUCUUUUGAAAAUAACACCAUGCUAAAAACCUGAAAGUCAUUUCCUAAUGUAAGAAUUGUCUUGAAACAAAAAUCUAAAUUUUAAAAAUUACUUUAACUCGGUGUUUAAUCUUCAACUGUCCAGAUCUCAAGACUUCAGGAAUGUUGGAAUUAUCCCCACCAGAACCUGCGAUUUAUCUGAGAAAACACCCACCCCCCAGCUGGUGCACACCUAGCUAGUUUACAGCCCCACGGAUGAAAAUGCUCUGAUCCUAAAGUCAGAAAGUGCUUGUUUGGUAUCUUGCUUUUCACUAAAGGCAAAAUAACAGCAUUAGGAAAAAAUGCUUUUUAUUGUCUAUCCACUAAACUAUGGAAGAAUAUUUUAACUUAUUAUCCAUUUAUUCUGAAGGGAGUCUUUGCCAAGAGGUGGCUGUUGAAUUGAUGUAGGACUGUACUUAGCAGUGAAGCCACUGCGGUACUCCAUAGUUGGAUGAAGGCAUGUCCUGAACCAAGAAAAUGGAGUAUCAGAAUCCUUGAAAAUAAUUUUAACAUGUUUUCUAUUCUUCCCUUUUUACAAAUUAAAAGGGUUUUCCAUUCAGUAGUGAUAAUCUUUUUCCUACCAUCCCAGCUGUCAAAAUGGCUGCCGAGGUCAAUGGUUUUACAACUCGGUUUCCUUACAUUUAGAAAGCGGUUUCAGAGUUUAUUCUUUGUAACUCUAAUGAUUCAAAUAUUUUAUACCAUGAAGUUUUUAUGUGAGGAAGGCUAUUCUCAAUGUAUCUAUCAUCUAGUUUUUUACUUUCUAUAAAGCAUAUUUAAAUAAUAA